CCCUCUCUCUCUCGGCCGGCGGCCGCAGGCUUCGCGGGGAGGAAGGCGGAAGCGGGGCCCGGGCUCGGGAGAGCGGGGCGCUCGGAGGACAGGACCGGACCGGACCGGACCGGAUCGGACCGGACCGGACCGGACCGCGCCGCAACCCCCACACCUCCACCGGCCGCCUUGGGCACGGCCGGCCCCUCUUCCUCCCGACGGACCCGGGAAGGCCGUGCCGCUCCGGACCCGGACAGCUUCCUCCGUUCUCUCCACCCGGAGCCGGCUCCCGGUCGUGGGCGACGGCCGCGGCGGGCGGCUAGGACCCAGCCCCGUCGACCCUCCGUCCCCGCCGCGGGCUCCCGGACGAGCGACCGUCCGGCAUGUACGCCCCGGGGGGAGCGGGGCUGCCCGGCGGGCGCCGACGGAGAGGCCAGGGAGGCGGCGCCCUGCCCAAGCAGCCCGAGCGCAGCCUGGCGUCGGCCCUGCCGGGAGCGCUGUCCAUCACGGCCCUCUGCACCGCCCUGGCCGAGCCCGCCUGGCUGCACAUCCACGGGGGCACCUGCUCCCGCCAGGAGCUGGGAGUGGCCGACGUGCUGGGAUACGUAGACCCGGAGCUGCUCAAAGAUUUCUGCAUGAACCCCCAGACGGUGCUGCUCCUGCGGGUCAUCGCUGCCUUCUGCUUCCUGGGGAUCCUGUGCAGCCUCUCCGCCUUCCUCCUGGAUGUCUUCGGGCCCAAGCACCCAGCCCUAAAGAUCACCCGCCGCUACGCCUUUGCCCACAUCCUGACAGUCCUGCAGUGCGCUACGGUGAUCGGCUUCUGUUACUGGGCCUCCGAGCUGAUCCUGGCCCUGCAGCAGCAGCACAAGAAGUACCACGGCUCCCAGGUCUACGUCACCUUCGCCGUCAGCUUCUACCUCGUGGCGGGGGCGGGCGGGGCCUCCAUCCUGGCCACGGCGGCCAACCUCCUGCGCCAUUAUCCCACGGAGGAGGAGGAGCAGGCCCUGGAGCUGCUGUCCGAGAUGGAGGAGAACGAGCCCUACCCGGCCGAAUACGAGGUCAUCAACCAGUUCCAGCCCCCGCCCGCCUACACGCCCUAGCGCCCUCCCCGGGACUCGCUCCCCUCCGCCGCGCCGCUCCGACACUCCGGCCCCCGUGGGAGCGCCGCCGCUUCCUGCGGGCCGCCCUCCGCCCGAGGCGACCCGUCAUCCAGCCCUUCUCUUGGAAGGCGAGUCCCGUGUAUUUCUCGCGCGUGCCCCUUCCCCAAAUCCCUGCCUCCCGGAUCCACUCUGGUCUCCGCCGUCCGGGGUCAACCACACCAGCUUCUCCCGUCGGGCGUCCUUCCUGACGGGCUGGGAUCUCCCCACGUUGGCUCGCGGGAGUGUAGGCUCCUGCCUGGAGGGGAGCCUCUCCGGGGCCUGGACUGGGGGGCGGGGGGCGGGGAGGGAGGGGUGGAGGAGGAGGAGGAGAGAUGCCCAGAAGGCCCCGGACAGAGGGCUUCCUUUCUCUGGAAGGGCGACCUCUCCUCCUCCACCUGGCAGCUGACGGAAGCAGUGGCGGUGUCCACUCUCCCCGCCGCCCCCGCCCCCCAACCUGCCUCGUCUCUCCCCCUCCCCACCCCCCCCCCCACGAGCCGAACCCAGGGCGUCACGCUGCGACAGGAGCGGUUUGCACUUUAACCUCCAGCCGUCCUUGCUCGGCCCGAGUGAGGAGGGGCAGACGCAGGUGGGCGAUUGGGCAGUGCCUGUCCCCGCGGCGGCGGGAGAGCCGGCCGGAGCCCUGCCCGGGAUGGGCCUCGGGGCGGGCUGCCUCCGCCGCGGAGGAUCGGGGCCAGCGGGACCCGGCCCCCUGUACGUUCCGCCUCUUCUACCCCUCACCCCCCAAAACCAGGCUUCCCUUUUCGACUGGGGGCAAAGGUGUUGGAAUUUUAAGGAUUUUAGCCCCCUCUCUCAACCCUGCUACGUUUUGGCUGUCCCAAGCCUGCCCUGAACUUGGUUUCCUUCCCGCUAACGCCUCACGUCAGAAUCCGUCCCGCCAGCCAGCCCGCGAAACCUAUUAACCUAUUACUGUUGCCCCGCUAGAGGGGACCCAGCGAGAGAGCGGGGGCCGUCCCCUCUCCCCUGGGAGCCGAGGCCAUACCGUUCUAUCAUUCUCCGAACCGACACCUCGGGGGGAGGGAGGGGGCGUCCGGAAAGUCAGAGGGGGCCCGCGGCGCCUUACGGAGCCCCGUGGGGUUCCUCAGAAAACAAUCUGGUUGGGGGGGGGGGGGGGGCGGGACGGGCCACCGCUGUCUGUUCCUCUCUUCGCCCCUUCUCGAAUGUAUCUCUCGUUUCGCCACAUACGGCUGGUUCUUCCCCGCUUGGGCUCCGCCCUUGGCCAGCGUGCUGGUCACACGCAGGCCUCGGGCCCGGGCCCAGUCCGGUGCCCGGGCGUCGGGCUGCUGGUGCCGUGAACCCGGGGCCUUCCGGCACCCCGGUCCCCGGCCGGGGAGGCCCCGGUCGGUGACGGUCGUCGGCACGGAUGCGGAAGACCGAGCUUCCGUCUUCAGCGCGCGGGCUCCUCCGGGGGAAGCUUGGUAUCGCCGAGCUGAGCGUUCUGCGGAUUGCAGCCACGUGCCUGACCCCGGAGGGGGGGAUAGCUCGAAGACGGGAUUCGGGCCCAGACGCGCGGGCGCCGGGUGACCGUGAAGACGGCAUCCAGGGCGUCCCCUCCGCCGGGGUCAAACCGAGGAGACCUUGAGCCGAACUCCCGCGUCGGGGACCGGGACCUCCCCCGCCCGGGGACUCUCCGGUUGCCUAGAGAUCCCUGCUGUCAUCGCCGCGGUGACUCGCACGCCCCUCCGGGUGGGUUCCUCCCCCCCAACGACAAGGGUUUUUUUAAAUAGAUAACCUGGGCGCCGAGCCCAGGAACUGCAUCAAGUAUCGUACUUCUGUUAAACCCUUUCAUUGUGACUGGCGGAUCUCCUGGGGGUGUGGCCGGCUCCCCCCGGGCCUGAGACAGAGACAGACAGACAAAAUGACCGGCACAGCAUCAGCCCGCCACAGGCGUCCGGCCUGGCCACGAGGAGCCGUGCGGGUGAGCGGGAGGGCACGAGCCCCGUGGACGGCCGGACGGGAGCCGAACUGCACUUUGUUCAUUCGACACCCCUCAAACACCCCUAGCCCCGCUGCCGGCCGCCGAUGGUCUGUCGUGUAAAUUCCCGUCGGUCUUUUUGUUUUCUAGAGAAAAAUAAAAAUACCGCAACAAAGUCA
Ornithorhynchus anatinus (platypus) is the source of this 3230-nucleotide messenger RNA. It is a transcript of the gene TMEM127, whose product is annotated as transmembrane protein 127. Bases 363 to 1079 code for a protein of 238 amino acids. Gene Ontology annotation, biological process: negative regulation of TOR signaling; negative regulation of cell population proliferation. Lineage: Eukaryota; Metazoa; Chordata; Mammalia; Monotremata; Ornithorhynchidae. Gene Ontology annotation, cellular component: membrane. The record is from RefSeq and is a predicted model, not a curated record. The transcript has 4 exons.